GGGCUUGCCCCGGGCGCGCGCAGCUCUUUUCGGCGGCGGCCUCCUUUUCUCUUCCAUCUCCUGCUGCAGGUGGCGGUUGCGAUGGCGGCAGCGGCGGGCGGCCUGGGCCGAGUCCCGGACGUGGACAUCGAUCCCGACGGCGUCUUCAAAUACGUGUUGAUCCACGUCACGCCCCAGGGCUCGGGGAAGGGCAAGGACGUCGUGCGUGGAUACGCCUGGGCCGAGUACCACGCUGAUAUUUAUGACAAGACAGCAGAGGAGCUGGAGAAGCAGGGCUUCCACUGUGAGUGCCUGGGUGGAGGCAGGAUCUCCCACCAAAGCAGAGCAAAGAAGAUCCACGUUUAUGGCUACUCCGUGGGUUUUGGCCGAGCGAAACACUCCGUGUCCACAGAGAAGUUGAAAGCCAAAUACCCCGACUACGAGGUCACCUGGGCAGACGACGGAUACUGACCACGGUGGAUUCUGCCCUGGAGAGGCAGUGAGGAGCUUGCUUGCUUGGUCCCAUCCUAACUGGUGCUGUGCAGCGCUGGGUGAUGCGAGGCUGCCGAGUGAGAUGUGUCGAUUUGCAAGAGGAUGCGUCAGACUCUGGAUCAAUGGACUGCAUUGGCCUAUUGUAGACUGUGCCAAGCCUGUGUGUGAAUGGAAAGAAAUAAAAGAUUACAGGCACA
Molecule: messenger RNA, 668 nt
Organism: Hemicordylus capensis (graceful crag lizard)
Lineage: Eukaryota; Metazoa; Chordata; Lepidosauria; Squamata; Cordylidae
Gene: PHPT1
Product: phosphohistidine phosphatase 1
Exons: 3
Coding region: 82-450 (122 amino acids)
Biological process (GO): peptidyl-histidine dephosphorylation
Cellular component (GO): cytosol
Molecular function (GO): protein histidine phosphatase activity
Source: RefSeq, a predicted model, not a curated record